ACAUGCGCAAUUCACAUAACAAACGCGAACAAUGAAUUCUGACGUUCCGUGAUAACAAUAGAGUGGGGAUAAAACAAUCGCUUCCUUAUAUAAACGCCACGCACAGACAAUAGACUCAGUACAGUAGUACACUCAGCACAACACGGCAGAUCAACAUAGAUGACCACGUCGACGGAGCCAGCAGCGAAACCUCAGAACACCGACCAAUUUUUCUUUUGACACAAAAUUAAUUUUUCUUCACAAAGUUAACUUAUUAUUGCGCUUGUUCUAAUACCAGGAUAUUGAUGUGUAAAUCGUAAAGAUUUAAUAACGUGCAUCGACUCAUCCCAAUCAGAGACAUCACUACAACACGAGACUCUAAAUCGUACGAAUAUCGGGCGUACCUCUUGGGAUAUUUACAAAACUUGUGCUGUACGUGCCAAUUAAAAUGAGAGCAAUGUAUUCUGUGUUGCUUUACAUGUCGUUAGCAAUUGCGUUAUAUUCACCCAAUGUUUCCACGCUCUGUGGAAACGAUACACAAAUCGAAGAUUUACUAUCGGCGGUAAUUUCACAGGAAUACUAUUACACGGCAAUGUCAACAAUGACGGGUAUUCAACACACGUCCGGUCGUAUUGCUUUGCGUUGGAAAGAAAUAUUUGAAGAUAUGAAAAGUUCGUUGAAUAAGGAUCAUAAAGCCUACAGACUGUGUUCAGACAUCUUGGAAAGAUCAACUUCAACCUUCGAUUCAUCUGGUGCUGUGAUCUCUCUUUUGUCAAUGAUACCGGGUGGCGGAUUCGUAGUUUUACCUGCGAGGUUAGCUGAAUCGAUGACUUCCGUGGCAAUUUUAAAACAAAGAUUAGGAUUUUGGAAAAAUGCCGGUUGCAAAAAUGCUACAACAAGAGAUUGUAAUUUAUGGGAGAAUCAUAAAAUAUAUUAUACAAUGUGAUUUAAAUAUGAUUUGUUUGUAAACGAUAAUAAUACCUAUAUAUUAGUUGUAUCAUAAAAUAAAUAUCCUAAAUUAUACCGUAUUUUGUUUGAUU
Acyrthosiphon pisum (pea aphid) is the source of this 1019-nucleotide messenger RNA. RefSeq lists its product as uncharacterized. NCBI's taxonomy places the organism in Eukaryota, Metazoa, Arthropoda, Insecta, Hemiptera, Aphididae. The record is from RefSeq and is a predicted model, not a curated record. Bases 428 to 925 code for a protein of 165 amino acids. The transcript has 2 exons.